Molecule: messenger RNA, 300 nt
Organism: Didymodactylos carnosus
Lineage: Eukaryota; Metazoa; Rotifera; Eurotatoria; Philodinida; Philodinidae
Source: the annotation of a GenBank genome assembly
AUGAUUGAAGAUAAUAUUGAUAUUGAUGUUUAUUUUCUAUUUAAUCCAUGGAAUAAAAAUGAUUCAUGUGCAUUAUUAUCAUCUGAUCAAAUUGCAGAAUAUGUUUUGAAUGAACAUGGACAAAUUUAUCUUGGCUCAUCUGAUAUUCCUCAAUCUAUUCCAUGGUAUUUUGGACAAUUUGAAAGAAUUGUAUUACUUACAGCUCUUGCUCUUCUUAAAGAAAUAUAUUUAUCAAUAGAAUAUCAUAUCGAUAUAUCUUUAAUUCUUCGUAUUCUUUCAUCAAAAAUUUGUUCAGAUGUU